GACUUUUUACUUUAGGUUUUUUACUUAGGUUUUUUUCCCCCAAAUUUGUUUCUCUUUCUCUAAGCUGUCACUCUUCUUCUCUCUCUCUCUCCAUCCUCAUAGGCCAUCCUCACUAGUUGCCGUCGUCGCUGGAAUAUAGAAAACUCAAAGAUCAAGACGAAGAUGAAAAUGGUGGUGGAGACGACAUAGAAAGCCAGAAACCUCUUUCAGUGACUAAUGUGCCCACCUUGGGAGGUGCCACUGUUGACUGGUCCAAAUGGAAGCUCAAGUUUCGGCCUCAUAUUCUUGUUGAUGUAAGCAAGAUAGACAUGGCCACACCUGUUCUGGGCUUCAAAAUCUCAAUGCCCAUCAUGAUUGCUUCCAUAGCCAUGCAGAAGAUGGCUCACCCUGAAGGAAUGUACCUUUGGUGCUUCAGGCUGGACAUAAGUAUUGUUUGUUGGGCAAGCUUUCAUCUGAGGUUGGAUGGAACCACUAUGACACUAUUAAGUCGGAAAUGACAUUGUAAAGAGGUGUUUGCCCAAGUGGCCGAAGUAGUAAGAAUGCUCUCACAGACAUUCAAAUACGAUCAAGGCAAGCAAGGGACGACGAAGUUGCACAACUGAAGGCUUCCUUGGCUAAUAUGCAGGUGAAACUAUCAUCUUUUGAAGAAAUGAAGGAAAGACUUAGCCAAUUUGAAGAGAUGCAGCAAAGAAUGGCUCGCAUGCUUCAACAAAUGCAACAAAUAACUUCACAAUGCAGUCAGGAAUAGUAACCAGUUAUCAAGGAUUAAGCACAAAAAUCUAUAUAGAUAUUGUCCACGUUGUUUCAUCUGCACCCGGUAAAAGAGCUCAACACUAUCUUUUAUUGAACGCUAUCUUACCUAUGGUAGUGUGUGUUAUAUUUAUAGCUAACGUGGUAGCUCUAAAAAUUGAUGCUGUUGGACUUGGAGAACCUAGAAACAUGAGAGUAGCGUUCCUUUUAAUGUUUGUGAUAACAAUAUUUACUGGAGCUUAUUCAAUAAUAAGCAGUAGUUUAUCAAUUAAGAUAUUGCCUUGGGUCAAUGCCACUGUCAUCGGACUGUUCUUGUUGGCCCCGCUAACUGUCAUUCCAAUUGUAGAAAAAGUUAGAGAAAAGAGUAAUGGUGAUUUAGGCAGAAUGGAGAAAGAGGGAGAGGAUGACAAAGAAACUCAGGUUGUUGUUAGAGAAGAGAUUGUUGUUGUUAGAGAAGAGAUUGGAUGGAAGUUGAUGCUACAGAGAUUAAAUUUUUGGUUAUACAUUGUUGUUUAUUUUUUGGGUCCAACUAUUGGCCUGGUAUUUUUAAACAACUUGGGACAAAUAGUUGAAUCCCGUGGGUAUGCAGGAACUGCUUUUGUCCCUUUGAGUUCUUCCUUUGGAUUCUUUGGCCGUCUCAUUCCAUCCUUUAUUGACUACUAUAUAAGGCAUAAAAUUUCAAGACCAGCAUUAGUAGCAAUAUUAAUGGUUCCAGAGGCAGCAGCUUUCAUCUUACUUCUCAGCAGUGCCAACACCUCCCUCUUUAUCAGCACUGCCAUUAUAGGAACCUGUACUGGGGCAAUUUCUUCCAUUGCGAUAUCCAUCACGGCUGAGUUAUUCGGGACAGUGAAUUUCCCUGUAAAUCAUAAUAUUAUGGUUGCAAAUAUUCCAUUAGGAUCCCUCGUUUUUGGCCAGUUGGCUUCUCAUGUUUACCACAAGGAAGGAGUUCUAAGUGGAGAUGGAAAAUGCAUUGGAAUGGAAUGCUACAGAAGCACUUUCAUCCUCUAGGGUUCUCUUUGUUGUCUUGGUUUUUUCAUAGCUUUGGUCCUCUAUGCUCGUACACGGAAGUUUUAUUCACAAUGAUCUGGAUAGUGUAGGCAGCUGCUAGUUGUGGCUUUGUAGUAUUGAACUUUCUAUGUAAGCUAUUGAGAGACUUGAUUUGUAUCGAUACCAGUUGUUUCCUCA
Quercus robur (English oak) is the source of this 1935-nucleotide messenger RNA. Its product is annotated as 60S ribosomal protein L13a-1-like. Bases 733 to 1758 code for a protein of 341 amino acids. Gene Ontology annotation, cellular component: membrane; peroxisome. The record is from RefSeq and is a predicted model, not a curated record. Gene Ontology annotation, molecular function: oxidoreductase activity. NCBI's taxonomy places the organism in Eukaryota, Viridiplantae, Streptophyta, Magnoliopsida, Fagales, Fagaceae. The transcript has 7 exons.